This is a messenger RNA of Amyelois transitella, 5525 nucleotides long. RefSeq lists its product as uncharacterized. The record is from RefSeq and is a predicted model, not a curated record. The coding region runs from base 136 to 3540 and encodes 1134 amino acids. The transcript is spliced from 5 exons. Lineage: Eukaryota; Metazoa; Arthropoda; Insecta; Lepidoptera; Pyralidae.
UGCGCCGGCUUGUUUUGUUGUGAUUGCGUUGUGCUGUACUAGAGAAACCCUUUAAUUCGUAAAUAUUUGUAAGAAGUGAAGCAAAGUGUCGUGAUGUAUUGUGUAGCAUAAUUGUAACUUAUUAUUUUGUCCGUCAUGUCUGAUAGCGAUGUUGAUUUGUUGCCAAAUAAUAUGUAUACUUUUCAAAAUGAAAGCACGACUGUGUCUGCCAGGGGCCCUAACAUAAAUGCCUCUAAUCUCACUGGCGUGAGUUUUCGUAACAACAUAAUGACUUCAACCAUGAAUAUGCCACGUAAUUUUGAGAGACAAAGGUAUAUGGAGCGAAGUCAUCACAGAAGUAUGUACUACAGUCAGCCAGCAGCUCCUGCCUCACCCCCAAUGUCUCUAAGAAGUGAAUCAAGCUUCAGACCAAGGAAUUAUCAGCACAUGUACUAUCCACAUGCUAUGAGCUCCCAAAGGUCCAUGGUAAAUGGUAGGAGUGGAUCUCCAAUGUCGGUGAGGAGCAUAGAUUCCAAUGCUACUGUCAGUGCAGCAGACAUUGCAAUGGCUUUCAAAAGUAUGAACUUUAACAAGUAUGACUUGAGAGUAAUUAAAGAUGCAUACAACCAGUUCAUGAAGAAAAGAAUGCGCAGAAAAAUUGAAAAGAGAAGAAAUCUUCGCCUUUUUCUAAAGGGUCAGCGACGUAAAUCUGGCUAUGAUUCAGGGGAACUAGGAAGUGAUUCUUCCAUUAGUAGUGACGACUGCAGGUCUACAAGGACAUCUGUAUAUAAAGAUAACAUUUCCACAUGCAGAUCAACUAAGACUAAUUACUCGACCAGGACUAAUUACCAAGACUUUAGAAGAACCAUAAAAGAGGGGGACCUUUACAAAGACUGCACUGAAAAUAUUAGACAAAACACAUUUAAAAAUAUGUUAGGUGUAGCACCGAGAAAUGCAACUACUCAUUCACAAAGUACUGUACAAAAUGAGCCACUAUUAUCUCAAAAAGAUCGUUUUAAAUCUGGAUUUUUACUACCAUCACAAAGAUUCAACCAAUCUGUGGCUUCAGUACCUAUUCAAGAAAAGCAAAGCAAAAUACGAAAUUUGCCAUUAAACCAAAGACAUAUGGAAUCUGGUCACACAGGUGAUAACAGUGAAAUAGAAAGUGAUCAAGAGGAAAUAUUUUCAGAAAUUACCAUAAGAGAAAACACUGUUAAUAAUGCAGAUACCCAUAGGACACAGAACAUAGAUCCAAGAAAGCGAUGUCUCGAUAUUGAUGAAGUCCAGUCACAUAACAAAAAAAGUAAGUUGUCUUCCCCACCAAAGAAAAAUAAAACUGACAUGCUACAGCGAGUUGAAAAUGCUGGUUCAAAUAAAAACUGUAAUGAAUUUCAAUUUCUCAAGCCACAAUUUCCAAUCAAAAAGUCUGGGAAUGUAAAAGUUAAAGAGACAUUGUUAGCAAAAUCAACUGCACCACUCCCUGAUAUAGGUACAGACAAUGUGCCACCUAAGCCACAAUUGGCUCAGCUUCCACCUGAUGACAAUGAUGAAAAUAAGCAAAAUGAAAUAAAUGAACAGCAAUCUGAUUUAACCCAGCAGUCUACUAGUGACAUGUCAAUGAGACCUAGUUUUAUUAAAAGGAAGCUUUAUACACAAAAAUUAGAUUUAUUGGAAAGCAAAAAUCUAAGCAAUGACAACCUUGCAAAUAGUCCUCAAAAUGUGUACUCUGCUAUACAGAAGGAGAAAAAUAAAGCAAGAAAAUUGGUAACCAACCAGUCUUGUCUUAGUAGAGAUGUGCGGGAAGACAAUAAUCUCUUGGACUUAAUACAUAAAAUUGUACCACGAGACCGCAUGAAUGUUACUAGUGUUACAAAUAAGAGCGAAGUUGCCAAUAACCCUGUUAAAAAUAAGUCUGAGGAUGAUAAAUGGGAUGUGACUUCAGUUAUUAAUAUGGAUAAUAAUGACGACGUAAGUGAUACAUAUACUGAUGAAGAGAUAUUUAAUAAUGAAAUUUCAAAUAAACAUUUGAACAUUACUGAAAAUAAUACAAAGAAAAAAAAUAUUGUUGAAGAAAAGAAAUCAGCAGAAAAUGAGCAGAAAUCAGUAUAUGAAAAGAAAGUUGCAAAUGAAAAGAAAAAAAUAGUAAAUGAAAAGAAACCAGCAAAUGAGUUGGAUUCAACAAAUUGUCAUAAAAUUUCAGCAAACGAAAAGAAAACUGCAAGAAGAAUGGAAUCAACAAAUGAAAACACAAAAUUAAAAGAAAAUCAUCAGAAAGAGAAUGAAAAAAAAGCUGUAAAUGGGAUGAAGACAAUAAAUGGAAAGAAAUCUACAAAUAGUAAUAACAUUGACUGCAAAAUUGUUGUUGAAAAAUUACCAUUAAGCAAACUUGCCAAAACAAUGUCAGUGGCUGAACAAUCAAAUUUAUUUAGAAGAGCAAAAGAUACAAAUAAAGGAAAUGGGUACAGCUAUGUGAAAUCAUUUUGGGAUACAGAUUUUGAGAGUGAUUUCGAAAGUGGCCCAAUACAAAACAGAGUUGAAGAAAAAGAAAAUAUAAACCAUGGUAAGUCAAUUAAAAAGACUACAAAUAAAGUAAAUAAAACACUUGAUACAACUCAAUCCCAAUUUGUAUGGAACAAACAAUCUAAACCCGCCGUCACCUUAAAAUCUCAUACAUUUUUAAGUCAAGCAAAGGCAGUUAAUAUAAACAAAAGUUUCACUAAGAGGACCUGUGAAAAUAACCAAGGAAAAAAUAGUAGUGAACGAAAAGAGAAGAUCGCAUAUAAACCUGCAGAAAAAUUAACAAAAGCCUUGUCUAAAAAAAUUGUUUUAGAUACAUAUAAUUCCACUGUAAGUGAUAACACUCAGAAUGAAACUGCCAUGAACAUUAACAAAAGUCGCACACGGCGGGCGAAGAAAAACGAAGCCAGUACAAAUAAAAAAAAUGAUGCAAAAUCUCAUGAAAAAAUCAAACAAACAACUGCAAAAUCAAGCUCUGACAAGUUCCAAGUUGAUGGAAAAAAUACCCCCAGAAGAUCUCCUCCAAAGAAGUUUAUGUGUUGCAAAGAGCCUUUGCAUGUUAAUAAAAACGGGAAAAAUGAAACUGAAUUAACCAAAAAUAAAACUGGUGUGGACAAUUAUAACUCAACAUUUGGUGACAAUACAUUGGAUGAAAUGAUUAAAAAUGGUAAUAGGACUCGUGCUUUGCGAGCUACAAGAAGAAAAAAUAUGGAAAAUUCUAUAUCAGAUAACUUUGAAAAAGAUGACAGUAAAAUGUUGAAUAUGACAUUAAGAUCAAGACAAUUAGAUAAUAACACAUCUACAGAGAACACAAGUAAAAAAAAGUCUCAAGUGCCUAAAAGAGCAGAUGUGAAAACAAGAAACACGUCCAAUAGUUCAAAAACCAAAGAUACCCAAAUAAGACAAAAAAAGAAAAAAGCAACUCCUGUCAAAGGCCAGAAAAUCAAUGAUCAGAAUUCAGGGAAAAGACAGUCACCUAGGAUAAACCAGGGGAAAUCGGCUGCCAUAACUCCUGUUCGUAAACGUUCAGUUAAAUGUAAAUAGAACCUCUUCACAAUAAAUUUUAAAUGCAUUUUAGAAUGCCACCAAAGAUUCAGGGCGAAAUUGGAAGGGAUGAAAUCGGGUGAGGCUGCAGGGGAUUGGACCGUUGCUCGCAUUUAUGAGCAGACAGAAGCUGUAGAGAGAGGUAGAGGUGUGUUAGUUCUAAACAAAUGUAUGGGAGUUAAAUUUAGGUGUUGCAGAAGAAGAACAAAAAGAAGAUAUAGUGACAGGUGUAGGACAGUGUGGGGAGGACGAAAGAUAGCAUUAGGUUAACCACACAAAUGUACAAGAAGAAUGUGAAUGAUAAUAUUUCAAAAGGAAGGCCAAAACGAACCUGCCUUGAUCACAUCGAGGACAUGGCGAAAGGUUAGGUCAAGAUUACCCAAACCGACGAACUUAUGAAUGUGGAUGAAGCAAAAGAAAUGUGCAGGUUUUGUGGCAAGUGGAAAAAUGUAGCCUCUGCCUACCCCUCUGGCUAAGUGAUUUGAAGUAUACCAAUAGGUAUUCGAGAAUGUAUGAAUCAAUCUAAUAAUGUCUUUGUAAUAUAUUUUGUACCUGGCGUACUAUGUAUUCACGGUGGGCCAUAUAGAAAUGUGUAUUUCUUUUCCGUGUGGCCGACUGUACUUAUUAAAUAUUCUGUUGUAACGGAUGAACAAUUCCAUACAAGCAUGCUACUAUAUUAUUUGGACUGAGUCUUGCGUUAUUUUCUGAUCGUGUCAUAAUAAUUCAAUUUGCUGUUAUUUUUUUCCUAAGAAAUCAUGAAAGCAAGUUGAACUUUGUGUAGAUAUUAAAGUUUUAUGUAUGUUUUAUAUUAUUUCGAGAUAAACACUUUGACAAUUAUUAGUAUAACAAAACAUUUUAUUAGAAGUCAAAUGAUAACAAUUUUUUGAAUAUUUUCCUCGAUUUUGCGUAUUUAGUAUGUGUGACAUCACUUCUAUUUUAACAUAUUGUUCUCAUCCAUUUUAGCAUUUGCUAGCAAGCUUAACCAUGAAUUAGUUUUUAAAUUAUUUGAAUACGAAUAUUAAGUAAUACUGUGAACAAAUCAUGUAUUACAAAAAAUAUUAUCUCUUAAGGUUUGGUUGUUUUAUAUAGCUGAUAAGGUUAAGGAGUUAUAUAAGGAUACAAAAAAUUGCAUAUGUUUAAAAUAAUACUUUUAAUUUACUAGUUUAGAUCGUAAAAAUUAACAUAUUACCGAAAUUCAUUAAUUAUGUUACAGUAUAAUAACAAAAAUAUGUAUCAGUAUUCACUUGUCUUGUAUAUUAUAAAUAUUUUCUCCAAACCAGAAAUAUUACAGUUCAAAGUGGUUUCACAUGUAGUAAACUUCUUUUGUAAUUACGUGCAAGUUCCCAUUUAAGUCUAAAAAUUGUAAUGAUCCAGAAAUACUUGUAUAAUAGCUAUCCCAUGAUUUUGUUUUAACAUACCGGAAGGAUUGUGGCCAGCGUACCUAUACGCGAACGUAGAAAAAGCAUAGAUACGUUUUAUAUUUAGUGUUUCGGUUUACACUAGAGAUAAACCCGUGCAGCGUGCCGCCCACUUCAUUCGACCUAGGUCUUACCGACUCGAACAAACUGGAUUGAACAUAUUGUGUACCUAAUUAAUGAGCGAAGUGCAGCGUGCCACCGACCGACGACAAGCGGUCAUGCUGCACGGGCCCUUUGCCUUCUCAACGUUCAUUAAUUAGCCAGCAGCAGAGCUAUCACCUAGAGAAAUUAGACAAAGGAUGGACAAGUCCACUGGACAAGUCUCACCAUAACCUACCCUCGUAACAAGGCCGACUAAAUUAAAUGUUUAUCGCCAGAAAAUCUAUUGCUGUCCCGUUUCACGUUAUAAUAAAAAAAGGGAAACGGCGUUAACUUUUCGCGCGAUAAAAGGCCGUAGAGCUAUAACACAGGUCAACAACCUCUUUGUCUGCGGUCGUAUGUCCAGUCAAGAUGAACGCUGGUACUGUUUCAAAUGUGUGCCUAUAUAGGUUUAUGAAAUGAUAAUAA